AUGGGAGGACGACACAGCAAGAGGUCUAUGGACGUGACAACGACACCCAAAAAAGAUGGAAUCCCCGCAGAGGGUGAUGCACCUGCUGUAGGUGAUGGAAAAUUGGAGAGGAUCGAGGAAGCCGAUGCCAACACUAAACCCACCACUAACGGCGUUGCGCCACAUACAGACGCUCCCGAGGACAAAGAUAAUGUUAACGAGAAGGAGUCUACUACAGAAAAGGAAAAAGAAAAGGAUGAUGACGAUAAGAAAACUGCUGAUGAAUCGAAGCCAGAAACUCCAGCCACGGAAUCACCAGUGGAAGGUGAACAAGUAACGACACCUACUGAAGAGACACCCGCGAGUCCUAAAGAAAUAACAUCUCCAGACACUAAAGAGGCUAAGAAGAAGGACAAGACAAAGAAGAAGUGGUCAUUCAGAUCGAUAAGCUUCAGUAAGAAGGACAAGAGCAAACCAGUACGUGAAGACUCACCGAAAAACGGUGACGUUAGCAAAGAAGAACCACUUGCAGAGGUAUUUACUAUUUUGUUUAAUUUAAACAGUUAUACUCCAACUUUGAAUAUUGUAUGUUGUAUACAAUAA
This is a messenger RNA of Cotesia congregata, 582 nucleotides long. NCBI's taxonomy places the organism in Eukaryota, Metazoa, Arthropoda, Insecta, Hymenoptera, Braconidae. The record is from the annotation of a GenBank genome assembly.